Messenger RNA from Durio zibethinus, 1499 nucleotides. RefSeq lists its product as uncharacterized. The record is from RefSeq and is a predicted model, not a curated record. Lineage: Eukaryota; Viridiplantae; Streptophyta; Magnoliopsida; Malvales; Malvaceae.
CCAAAAAUCAAGCAAAAGCCAAACACCUCACCUUCGCUGCUUUUUCUCUCUUGUUUUUUCGCCCUUUCCCUCUAUUCGCACCGACAAUUAUUCUCUUCUCCUCUUCCAAGUUCUAACCCAAAAAUUGAAAAGGAAAAACAAAACUUCUUUUCCUUCAAUUUCACUCAAAAUUCAUUUAUUUGUAAUUGUUCAUGGGUUAAAACCUAAAAAAAAAAACAUUUUUAACAGUAAAUCACUUGGAAAAAAAAAUUGAAAAUGAACUCAUUGAGAGAGAAAGUAGCGGGGAGUCUUUCACGUUUAUUUGCGGAUUCGCCAAAUCAUUCUCCUCCUUCUUCUCCUUCUUCACCAUCUGAUCUUUAUCAGGCCAGAUGGUAUUCUAAACGGCCAAAAUCUUUGUCUUCAGUAUUUUCUUACAUUAUCCCUUCAGUAAGCUUCGGUGGGUCUAAAUCGAAUGAUCAUGAAAGUGAUCUAAAGCCAAUUCAGUCACUUCCGGUUAGAUGGAAGAACAAGAAAUUUGAGGUGCAAGAUGAAUCUUUGGAUGGUUGUAAAGAAUGCACCGUUACGUAUAUGAGUGAAGACUUAAAAAAGGUAUGUGAAGAUAAGGAGAAAAUUUGGAUGGAUAGUGAUGAUAAGCAAACAAUUAGUCCUCGUUUGGAUAAGGGUCACACCUCUGAAGGGAGUAGCAGUGAUUCUGAUGAAUUUCAUGAAGCAAGAGAGCAACAGAGUCCAGUAAAGCCUCCACCGAAUCUUUCUGAUGAAUCUGUGUUUAUUACCUCUGAUUUGUAUGAAUUCUUGGUCUCUUCCCUUCCCAAUAUUGUUAAAGGGUGUCAAUGGAUGUUGUUGUAUAGUACGUUGAAACAUGGUAUAUCACUUCGGACACUGAUUCGUAAGAGUGCUGAGCUUCCUGGCCCUUGUUUGCUGAUUACUGGAGAUAGGCAAGGAGCUGUCUUUGGUGCAAUGCUAGAAUGCCCCUUGAAACCUACGCCAAAGAGAAAAUAUCAAGGAACAAACCAGACGUAUGUAUUCACAACCAUAUAUGGUGAACCGAGGCUAUUUAGACCAACUGGUGCCAAUCGUUAUUAUUAUAUUUGUUUGAAUGACUUGUUAGCACUUGGUGGUGGUGGCAACUUUGCGUUGGGCUUGGAUGGAGAUUUGUUAAGUGGAACUAGUGGACCUUGUGAAACAUUUGGGAACUUGUGUUUGGCUCACAACGAAGAGUUUGAGCUAAAGAAUGUUGAGCUUUGGGGAUUCAGACAUGCGUCAAUACUUCAGAACUGAAAGCAACUGCAAGAAGGCUGAGAUUUUUAGCACAAAUCUGUAAUCCUUUAGGGAGUAUUUAAGUUGCCAUUCUUUAUUCUUUGACUUGUACCAUCCAUGAUUUUUCCUGAUUUUUGGGCUGUUAGAUUGAAUAUGGUGGCGUACUUGCUCUUCUUGUAGGUUAAAUUAUUGGGGUUUUGAUUAAUAAUUGAAAUGACACCAAUGAAGUUGUUUCUUUCCGA